AGAACGAUGUUUUCAAGUGAACGAUGGCACUUCUCCUCUCUCUCUCUCUCGAUAGAAAUGUAUGUAUGCAUUUUUGUGAAAUGGGAGCAGUUUGGUUUCUCUUGCUUGUAAUAUUCCUUAGAUUUUCUUGGGUUUGAUCAUUGAAAAUGGUGUUUUCUGUUUGUGGGUGGGGGUUAAUUUGAUCUGUUUUAUGUUGUUUUUGCUGAGAAAAUAAAGAUAGUCUUCGUUUUCUUUUUUCUCUCUGUUAAUCUUAUCUUCAUGUAGAGAAGGAAAAAUCUGUGAUGAAUUGUAGAAAUCCAAUAGAUUGUUUUGGAAAUUGGUGUUUGAGAUAAACUGUCAGCGGUAAUUCUGUAGUUGCUGUUUUAUUUUUACUACAAUAAUGGCAUUGGUGUUAUGGAAUUUGGAGUAUUGGGAUUACUGACAGCCCUUCAUUAGCCAUAGAUGGGUGAAAUAGAAGGUCACAAUGAGUCGUUGGAUAGGGGAAUUGAAUGGUGAUCAUGAAUUUCUGAGUAACAGCAGGCUUGCCUAAGCCAAAAUUGCAUCACUAACACUCGGUGCAUGUUUGUGGGUAAGGAGAAAUAUCAGGGUCUACUGAGCUCUGAUAGCUUGGAUAACUAGAUUGAUUCUUCUGGGGUUUGUGGCAAUGAGGUGGUGGGUCCAAUGAUCAGAUCAUGGAAGCAGGCAGUGUUAGUUUGAGGCGGUGGUUAGACGAUCCGAAGCGGUCCAUCAACCUCUUGGAGUGCUUGCACAUAUUCAGACAGAUUGUGGAAAUUGUGAAACGAUCACAUUCACAAGGAGUCGUUUUUCAUAACGUGCGGCCGUCCUGUUUCGCAAUUUCCUCGUUCAAUCGUGUCUCAUUUAUAGGGUCCAGUUCGCAUUCCGAUUCGUUCAUUGAUGAUGGUGUUGGCAAAAUUGGGGGCGGUCAAAUCUCCUUCUCGCCAAUUCGCCAUCAACAGAGAACUAGAUUGGAUAGCAAAUUGGAAGACAUUUUCCUGCAAUCAAGUUUGGCAUAUGGGUUCUGCCUAUCGUCUAUAAAACAGUUGGGAGAAAGAAGAUCAGAUGAUACAGGAAAUGUGGAAGAAGGAAUUAUUGAGAGGAAUGAAAUAUUCCCACUUAAACAGAUAUUGGUUUUGGAGCUUGAGUGGUAUACUAGUCCUGAAGAAGUUGCUGGUGCUUCGAGUUCGUUUUCUUCAGAUAUUUUUCGAUUGGGUGUUCUUCUUUUUGAGUUGUUUUGCACGUUUAGUUCAGCAGAAGAAAAGAUUGGAGCCAUGUCGAACCUUUGGCUUCGUAUUCUACCUCCUCAGGUGCUGCUGGAAUGGCCAAAGGAAGCUUCCUUCUGUCUAUGGCUGUUGCAUCCUCAACCAAAUACUCGGCCGAAGAUGAGUGAUUUGUUACAAAGCGAGUUCCUCGACCAACCAAGGGAUAGUUUGGAAGAUCGCGAAGCAGCAAUAAAGCUAAGAGAGGAAAUAAGAGAGCAGGAAUUGCUGCUGGAAUUCCUUUUGCAGAUGCAGGAGAUAAAACAGGAAACGGCCAAUAAGCUGCAUGAUACCAUCUGCUUUUUAUCCUCCGACAUAGAUGAAAUUCGGAAGCAGCAACCGAUCCUCAAUAAAAAGGGAAGCUCUUUUUCUCAGUCAAAGAAGGAUAAAAACACAGUGAUAGAUAAUGUAGGUAUAGAGGAUUCAACCAUUUUGUGUUCCCAAAAGCGUCUCACAACGGCCCCUUGGAUUCAUACGGAAGAGGAAUUCAAUCCAGGCGGUCAGUGGUCUGAAUUCCAAUCAGAUUCUCCCGAAAGUAUACAGUCCAAAAGUUCUCGUGUGAUGAAGAACUUAAAGAAACUCGAGUCGACUUAUCUUUCAACAAGAUGCCAACCAAUCACACCAGCAUUGAAACCUAUGCAUAGAAAUUCAGAAGAUAGUAGUAUUGGUAAAGGGUCAGUUGUGCAAACCGAAGGAAGUUCGGUUGACAACUUCGCCUCUAAGGCGGGCCAUGUUGAAGGAAGAAAAGGUGCAUGGAUAGAUUCUUUCCUAGAUGGUUUGUGCAAGUAUCUAUCUUUCAGCAAGUUGAAAGUCCGGGCUGAUCUAAAUCAAGGGGAUCUGUUGAAGUCAUCAAACUUAGUACGCUCUUUGAGUUUUGAUCGAGACAAGGAAUUUUUCGCAGCAGCUGGUCUAAAUAGGAAAAUUAAAGUUUUUGAUUGCGAUGCGAUUUUAAAUGAGGAUCAGGAUAUUCACUAUCCGGUAGCUGAGAUGGGUGGUAGAUCAACAAUUAGCAGUGUUUGUUGGAAUGGUUAUAUCAAAAGUCAGAUUGCUUCAAGUAACUUCGAUGGAGUUGUUCAGAUCUGGGAUGUCACAAGUCACCAGGUUUUCGUGGAAAUGAGAGAGCAUGAGCGACGUGUAUGGUCCGUCGACUUCUCACAUGGAGAUCCUACAAAUUUGGCUAGCGGAAGCGACGACGGUGUUGUUAAGCUAUGGAAUAUCAAUCAGAGGGGAAGCAUUGCUACCAUCAAAAUCAAGGCCAACGUGUGCUCUGUUCAAUUCCCUCCUGGUUCAGCCCGCUAUCUCGCGAUUGGUUCGGCGGACCAUAAGUUCUACUAUUAUGAUCUUCGUAACACAAGAAUACCUUGGUGCACAUUCAUUGGCCACACUAAGACAGUGAGCAAUGUCAGAUUCGUUGAUUCCACGAAUCUCGUGUCUGCAUCUACGGACAAUUCAUUGAAGCUUUGGGAUUUAACGAUGAGUGCUUCGAGGGUUGUUGAUAAUCCUAUCCGGACGUUCACUGGGCACACGAAUGUAAAGAAUUUUGUGGGGCUAUCCAUAUCAGAUGGUUACAUUGCAACAGGGUCGGAAACAAAUGAGGUCAUUGUCUAUCAUAAGGCUUUCCCAAUGCCAGCAUUGUCCUACAAGUUCGAUGGCUCAGAUCGGUUAACCGGCCACGAAGUGGACGGUGUGGCCCAGUUCAUCUCCUGCGUCUGCUGGCGUGGUCAGUCGUCCAUCUUAGUUGCAGCCAACUCCACUGGAAACAUUAAACUUCUUGAAAUGGUUUGAGCUCAUUCCCCCAUGAGAUUUUUCUCCUUUGCUGAUGUGGGCAUUGUGGCCGGAGAAUAUUUUCUUGAAGCAGCUUCUGCCUGGCUACCGGAAUCCGGCGGUCUAUGCAAGGAUUGGAUGUUGGAGGAUGCACCGAAAAAAGAAGAAGAUUGAAGUGCACGAUGUUGUCCUGGUCACAAAUGUACAUGAAAAACAUGGUGAUGUAAUCACUAUGAAUAUACAGUGUUCAUGCGGUGUGGGGCCCACCGUGAUAUGUGUUCACCCCCAAUCCAAAAAUCUAGGCUGGUCCAUAAAUCAGGUGGGCCACACUAAAGGGACAUUGGGGAGAGGGACGCCUACGAUAAGAAACUUUUAGAUAGAAUGUGGGACAGACAUUUUUCUGGUCUGUCCCACCCGAGUUUUGGAUUUGGGAUGGCUCUUGGGACGUGAGGUGAAGAUGAGGAGACUCACCGGAUUCACGGUUUAGAUUCCAGACACAUCACGGGUAGGCCCCACACAGCGUGAACAGCGGAUGAGAUCAUUCCCCAGAAAAUUUACCGUGCUUUCUAAAUGUUUGAAUAUAUGUUUAGUUCGAAAUGUUGAUGUGGCACUGGUAUCAACACCACUUAUGGUGGUACUGGGCUGCUGUGGGUGGGACCCAUGUUAACUAUCGGUUUGAUAUA
Magnolia sinica is the source of this 3703-nucleotide messenger RNA. Its product is annotated as protein SPA1-RELATED 3. The record is from RefSeq and is a predicted model, not a curated record. NCBI's taxonomy places the organism in Eukaryota, Viridiplantae, Streptophyta, Magnoliopsida, Magnoliales, Magnoliaceae. Gene Ontology annotation, biological process: photomorphogenesis; protein phosphorylation. The transcript is spliced from 7 exons. Gene Ontology annotation, molecular function: protein kinase activity; ATP binding; protein binding. Bases 672 to 3041 code for a protein of 789 amino acids.